AACAUAAUUUUCUUAUCAAUUCUGCUUUUUCUGAUAUUUCUUCGCCCGUUGGUUGAUAUUUCUUAGGUUCUGAAUUUGUCUUGUAUUGUUCUGAAUUGUGAAAUUUCUUCUUUUCUUAACAGAAUGGACUUAUAAGACAAAUUUGAUACUUUUGGUGCCUGUUUGCCUGAUUCGUUGCGAGUCAUUGAGACUUAUUUGUGAUAUAUUAUUUUAUCCUUUUUUUUUUGUGGGGAAAAAAAGACAGAAAUAUGGGAGUUAAACAAACAAUAAAGAGACUGGAUGCAUUUCCACGUGCAGAAGAGCACUUGUUGCAGAAAACACAAUCUGGAGCUCUUGUUUCCAUUAUCAGUCUUGUCAUAAUGGCUACAUUAUUCCUGCAUGAGCUGACAUAUUAUCUCACUACAUACACGGUUCAUCAGAUGUCGGUGGACUUGAAACGUGGAGAAACGCUUCCAAUUCACAUAAAUAUGACAUUUCCUUCCUUACCUUGUGAUGUCUUGAGUGUGGAUGCAAUUGACUUGUCAGGCAAGCAUGAAGUUGAUCUUGAUACAAACAUUUGGAAACUUCGCUUGAAUAGUUAUGGUCAUAUCAUUGGCACUGAAUAUUUGUCGGACCUUGUAGAAAAGGAACAUGCUGCUCACAAACAUGAUGAUGAUAAAGAUCACCAUGAGGAUUCUGAUACGAAUCUUCAUGCUCAUGGCUUUGAUCAAGCUGCUGAAAGUAUGAUCAAGAAGGUUAAACAGGCAUUAGCAAAUGGAGAGGGAUGCAGGGUUUAUGGCGUUCUAGAUGUACAAAGGGUUGCUGGAAACUUUCACGUUUCAGUUCAUGGGCUAAACAUUCUUGCUGCUCAAAUGAUUUUUGAAGGAGCGGCGCAUGUCAACGUGAGUCACAUUAUUCAUGAUUUAUCAUUUGGACCAAAAUACCCUGGACUUCACAACCCUCUAGAUGGUACAACAAGAAUUCUGCAUGACACAAGUGGAGUAUUCAAAUAUUACAUUAAGAUUGUUCCAACUGAAUAUAGAUACAUCUCUAAGGAAGUUUUGCCAACCAAUCAAUUCUCUGUUACUGAGUAUUUUUCCCCCAUCAGCGAAUUUGAUAAGAAAUGGCCAGCUGUUUACUUCUUGUAUGAUUUGUCACCCAUCACUGUGGCAAUCAAAGAGGAACGACGUAGUUUUCUUCAUUUUAUCACUCGGCUUUGUGCAGUUUUAGGUGGUACAUUUGCUUUAUCAGGAAUGCUGGAUAGAUGGAUGUUCAGGCUUCUUGAGGUGCUAACAAAACCAAAAUCUAGAUUCUGGUAGAGUUAGGGGCUAUACGGUCAUGUUGAUUCGUGUAAAACAUGUCAAAAGCAUUCUGGGCAGAGCUUAUGGAUUUCGAAGUUUCAACUAUGGAUGCUGGAUUUACUCACACAAGCUUAAUCUUAAAGCCUAUACUGUUAAACGAUUUAAUAUUUACUAUUUUAUAUAUAUAUAUGGCCAAUAUUAACAUUUUAGCAUUUGGUUCCAAUUUUAACUAUGGAUUUUGGACUUAAAUCACACAAGCUUAUGCUUAAAGCCUGUACUGUUAAAUGGUUUAGUGUUAGUAUAUUUUUUUUUUAUAUGGCCAAUGUUGAACAUUUUAGUUCUUGCGUUGGAAGUUUUGAAGGUUGUUAAGGUUGCUGUACAUGUAUAAUUUUUCCUGGGGUGCAAACUUCAUUGACGUUUAUGUCCCCAAAUUUUGAAUAUGACGUGCUCAGCCAUCUCUUGGAAA
Molecule: messenger RNA, 1746 nt
Organism: Hevea brasiliensis (rubber tree)
Lineage: Eukaryota; Viridiplantae; Streptophyta; Magnoliopsida; Malpighiales; Euphorbiaceae
Exons: 12
Coding region: 249-1298 (349 amino acids)
Cellular component (GO): COPII-coated ER to Golgi transport vesicle; endoplasmic reticulum
Source: RefSeq, a predicted model, not a curated record